GGCAGGAUCCACCAGCUCUCACUCAGCAGAUUUCACCAGGAAGCCCCAGGAGUCCAGAAGAGGAGCUGCCACUUAGGACACUGUCUCCUUUGCAAAGGAUCUAUUAGCACACCAUAUAUUACAUGAACACAUACGAGUAUUUUCCCCUUCCCGGAAAGGAGGAGAGAAAGAGGAAAGAGACUGCGAUCUCCAGAGUGCUAGAGUGAUUUUUCAUGUAAUCAAUACUGUAAAAUAUCCCCAGGUCUUUCUGCUGGAUGGUAACUCAGAGGGCAGCUGAGCAGUUUGCAGCAUGUGUACUUCACCUGCGGGGAAGGCAGGCACUGGGCAGCAGCCCGUGGCGCGGUGAUAACCCUGCUCUGAUGCCAUUUCGGAUGUCCCAGUGAGAACUCUUAGAGAUGCCUAUUCUCUCCGGAGGCAGUGACCAAGACUAUAGUAACAUUAGCUACAAUUCUUGCAAUUCCUUGAGCCACCUCUUUCCUGUCUCCGUUGAAACCCCUUCUGUCAAAGGGGUCCAUUACCAAAGAGCCAGGAGGAUUUACCAUCCUGAUCAAGUCUCUGCAGUCGAUCUAAAAAGAGAGAUCAUGAUAAAUGUUGGAGGCAUCAAGUACCUGCUACCUUGGAGUACUUUAGAUGAAUUUCCCCUGACCAGACUGAGCAAACUUAAGUUUUGCAGCAGCUAUGAAGAAAUAAUUCAGCUGUGUGAUGAUUAUGAUGAAGACACCCACGAGUUCUUCUUUGACAGGAACCCCAAUGCUUUUGGGAUGAUUGUCAGCUUUCUAGCAGCGGGGAAGCUGAUGCUCUUAAGAGACAUGUGUGCCUUGUCUUUUCAGGAGGAGCUGAGAUACUGGGGGAUUGAGGAAUCCAACCUGGAGAACUGCUGCUUUCGAAAACUAUUUCAAAAACUCCAGGAGUUGGCCGAGGUACGCAAAGAAGAGGAACUUCGGAAGAGCAAAGAAGCUGCAUGUGUCUUGGAUGAGAAAACCAGAUUUGGACAGUUUAUGAACAGACUCAGAGAUAUGGUAGAAAAUCCCCAGUCAGGACUCCCAGGCAAAGUCUUUGCUUGUCUCUCCAUUCUCUUUGUGGCCACCACAGCUAUAAGCCUUUGUGUUAGCACAAUGCCAGACUUAAGAGCUGAAGAAGACAGGGGUGAGUGUUCCCAGAAGUGCUAUUACAUCUUCGUCAUAGAAACCAUCUGUGUGGCUUGGUUUUCCCUGGAGUUCUGCCUCCGAUUCAUUCAGGCAAGGAGCAAGUGUCAGUUCUUCAAAGGACCCCUAAAUAUCAUUGACUUCUUGGCUAUUUCACCCUAUUACAUUUCCCUCAUCUUCUCAGAGGAGGACUCAAACGAGGAGGACGACAGGCCAAGCAGCAACACUUACUUGGAGAAGGUUGGUUUGGUGCUACGGGUUUUACGUGCCUUGAGGAUCUUGUAUGUAAUGCGCCUUGCCCGACAUUCCUUGGGCUUGCAGACUUUGGGCCUCACAGUUCGGAGAUGCACACGGGAAUUUGGCCUCCUUUUACUCUUCUUAUGUGUGGCUGUCACUCUGUUUUCUCCUUUGGUCUAUCUCGCCGAGAAUGAAUCUGGGAAGGUGCUUGAAUUUACAAGCAUACCUGCUUCUUACUGGUGGGCUAUCAUUUCAAUGACCACUGUGGGCUACGGAGACAUGGUACCACGGAGCGUCCCAGGCCAGAUGGUGGCUCUGAGCAGCAUCCUCAGCGGGAUUCUCAUCAUGUCUUUUCCUGCAACAUCAAUAUUCCACACUUUCUCCCAUUCCUACUCAGAGUUGAGAAAGGAGCAUGAACGAUUGCAGUCUCGGCUAAACAGAGUUAAAAAUGCCAAUCACUCUGGUGAAAGCGACACCUUCAAUGAAACAGACAGCUUGAUCCUGGAGAAUCAAGCAUCACCAAUCAAAUACAUUUACACAGGGAACUAAACCUGGCUGUAAAACGUUCUCAAGAACCAGAAUAGAAAUAUACACAUAUGU
Messenger RNA from Calidris pugnax (ruff), 1982 nucleotides. RefSeq names its product potassium channel, voltage gated modifier subfamily G, member 4 (gene KCNG4). The coding region runs from base 396 to 1931 and encodes 511 amino acids. NCBI's taxonomy places the organism in Eukaryota, Metazoa, Chordata, Aves, Charadriiformes, Scolopacidae. The transcript is spliced from 3 exons. Gene Ontology annotation, cellular component: voltage-gated potassium channel complex; membrane. The record is from RefSeq and is a predicted model, not a curated record. Gene Ontology annotation, molecular function: delayed rectifier potassium channel activity. Gene Ontology annotation, biological process: potassium ion transmembrane transport; protein homooligomerization.